Messenger RNA from Penaeus vannamei (Pacific white shrimp), 3567 nucleotides. Lineage: Eukaryota; Metazoa; Arthropoda; Malacostraca; Decapoda; Penaeidae. The record is from RefSeq and is a predicted model, not a curated record.
GCCGGACUAUAUAAAGGAACGGAGCCAGUGUGCCAGACGGUUAUUGUGUAGGGAACACCACCCAAGAAGCAACGGUGGCCUCUGAGGGAUCCUACAAAUUACCAUCUACUUCGACAUUAUCCUACAGUAUAUGAAAGGAACAACAAUGAAGAACGCUCUACCCUUACUGGUAGCGGCAGUGGGCCUGCUGCAUGUGGCCCUUGCUGACUACCCAAAAGCCACCAAGGCCCCCACUCAGUCUGCCUAUGUCCCCGCAGUCAAGUAUGCAGGUCCCAUUGUCUACUCUGAUGAAAAGCCACCGAUCAUUCACUUCCCUCCACCUCCUAAGCCUACGGCCGGCGGCUACUCCAAAGGCGGCGGCGGCAGCAAGGCCCAUGCGGUGAAAUACGUUCCUCUGCCCCACCACGAACUUCCUGUGCUCAUUUACCAGUCGGACAGUUCUCCUCCAGUGCACGUUGUCCACACACCUGCGCCUGCUACGAAGGGACCUGCAUACGCACCGCCCCCUAAGGCACCUGCACCCAAACCUACUUACGGCCCACCGCCAAAGGCUCCCGCCCCUACAUACGGCCCACCUAAGGCCAAGGCCCCUAGACCAUCUUACGGCCCUCCACCCAAGGCUCCCAGGCCCAGCUAUGGCCCUCCACCAAAGGCACCCAGACCCACAUAUGGCCCUCCACCAAAGGCACCCAGACCCUCUUAUGGCCCUCCACCAAAGGCACCCAGACCUACAUAUGGCCCUCCACCAAAGGCUCCUAGGCCCACUUACGGUGCCCCACCCAAGGCCCCCACAACAUACGGCCCCCCACCCAAGGCACCAAGCCCUCAGUAUGGCGCUCCCGCUAACACUGGCCCAUCUCCCUCGUACGGUGCUCCUCCCAAGGCUCCUCCUAAGGCCCCCGCCCCUACCUAUGGUGCCCCGCCCAAGGCCCCUGCCCCUACAUAUGGUGCUCCUCCUAAGGCCCCCGCCCCUACCUAUGGUGCCCCUCCUAAGGCCCCUACUCCUACAUAUGGUGCUCCUCCCAAGGCUCCUCCUAAGGCCCCUGCCCCUACAUAUGGUGCUCCUCCUAAGGCUCCUGCCCCUACUUACGGUGCCCCGCCCAAAGCUCCUCCCAAGGCCCCUCUUCCUUCCUAUGGCGCCCCUCCCAAGGCAACCAAAGCUCCAUCAUACGCUCCUCCCCCACCAACAUACGGCCCACCCAAGCCCGCCCCUACCAAAGGGAACCCCGCCCCUCACAUCAUCUACGCUGGCCAUCCUCCCAUCCACGUGUACCAGCAGCCUCCCGUCUACCAGGUCACGAAGGCUCCCAAGGCUCAGUACGCUGCUCCCGCCGCCCCCAAGCCCAGCUAUGGACCUCCUCCCAAGGCCCCUGCUCCCACAUACGGACCCCCAAAAGCACCUCCUAAGGCCCCUGCACCCAGACCAAGCUACGGCCACUCCCAAGGCUCCUGCCCUUCUUAUGGCCCACCUCCUAAGGCUCCUGCACCUUCUUAUGGCCCACCUCCUAAGGCUCCUGCACCUUCUUAUGGCGCCCCUCCUAAGGCUCCUGCACCUUCUUAUGGCGCCCACCAAGGCUCCUACACUUCCUACGGACCCCCUCCUAAGGCUCCAAGACCAAGCUAUGGCCCCCCUCCUAAGGCUCCAAGACCAUCUUAUGGCCCCCCUCCCAAGGCUCCUAAGGCUCCAAGACCAACCUAUGGCCCCCCUCCCAAGGCCCCUAAGGCCCCAAGACCAACCUAUGGCGCCCCACCAAAAGCCCCCAAACCAACCUAUGGCGCUCCACCAAAGGCUCCUACCCCAACUUACGCCCCCCCUAAGCCCGCUGCCAAGCCCGAGCCUGUGUACGUCCCAGCACCAAAGGCAUACCAUAAGCCCCCAAUCAUCAUCUACCAGGGUGUGAGGCCUCCCGUGCACGUCUACCAGCAGCCUAGCAAGGGAUCAACUUCCGGAGGACACUCAGCACCAUCGGGUGGAUACGGCGCUCCUCAAGCGCCUCCCUCAGCCUAUGGCGCUCCAAAGGGAGAAGAUAUCAUCGCACAAAAGGGAUCAGAUUCCUACUCUGCUGGCAGCAUCCCCGUCCCCGCAGUUAAGGCCGCCCCUGCCGCAGCAUCAACCUCCAGUUAUGCUGCCAAAAGCAUUACCGUUGAUGAAGUAGAGAGUGACUGGGAACCUUCUGUUGGAUACUCCGCCUAUACAGACGCGUCACUUUCCGUAGAAGCCAGUCAGCCACAGAAAGCCGUGGAGAAAAAUGUAUCUGCUGAAGUGAGCGAGACCAAGGUGUCCACCUCCGUAUCCGUGUCAGCAUCUGCGUGAGCAGGACCUGGUUGAUCUUGACGCAUCUCUUGUGAUAUUUUCACAGCACACACUGUUAAGUAUUUAACUGUACUGUGUUGAUUUGGAAUCAUGAUUCAUCUGCGUUGUGUCAAGUGAUAUCACAUAAUGUUUAGAAGUAUUGCAUAAUACACUAUUGCAUCUCGCAACACCAUGCAAUGAAAGGAGGUAUUAAGCAAUGCUAUUCGGGGUGUCUAGGCACUGGUUAAUACUAUUUGAACACAUAUACUUCAUUGCAUAUGGUUUCAUGCAGUAUUUUGUAGUGCUAAGUGGUACUUUAGGUUAUUUAUUGUUAUGCUCAGCAAGGGCAUCGCCCUCUCCCAGGGUGUCUUGUGAUGUGUGUAAGAGCGAAUGUUGCAGCUCACAAACCCUCAUUUUGUGUGUGAACGGCUGCUGUUGUUAUUACUGUAUCUCUUCGUAAAUUAGCCAAGAUGUUUUCCGUACAAAUUCUUCAAAUUGCAAGCAUUUUUUCUUAGUUUUUGACAUUUUGACGUUGUUAUUUAUUAUUCUGUAUAUAGUUGGGUUGAUACCACAACUGACGGGCCUCAUCUCAUACAUGCUUUAACUUGUUAUAUUUAUUGCUCUGCGACCUGGCCCGAAAGGCUCUGAGAAAAAGAGUUUAGGGAAUUACACACUUGCAGUUACAUGUCUAAGGCCAGUACAGACAUUUCCAUAAACCCUAGCCUUCAUUCUUCAGGCCAGUAAUAAACUCAUUCAUCAUCUGAUGGUAACCACAUCAAUAUACUUCCAAAAAUGAUAGUUCAGAAAGACAGACGGCUUUAUAGGAACCAUUUUUUUUCUUCACUCAAACACUUACCCAGCGUAAACCAAAGCAAUCUGCUACAGCUGACCUCCCUUGUUCAUGCAAGGAAUGUUAGCUUAGCAGGUAUAAACAACAACCUCUUUCUCACAUCCCGAAGGAACUCUUCCCAACUCUAGGGCCACUGGUACUAAAGGGUUAUUAUUACCAGUAUCUGCAUCACGUCUGAAGAGUAUCAAGCAAUAUCCGUCGUAAUUCGGGCGUGACUAGCAGCAGCGGGUCGGACCAUAGUUCUCACCGUCACCGACAGGCGUUGUAUCAAUCCAUUCCCCGUCAGGUGGGGGUCCACACUACAUGGAGGCCGCUGGCGGAACCUCAAGUCUCGUGUAACAUAAGUAAUAUUUUUUAUGCCUCUGAAUAGGUAUUUUUUAAUAUUUAUGAUUUUGAUGACUAAUUAAAUGCUGUUCAAUAAAAA